AGAUUACCCCCUGAAUCUUAGCGAACGAGGAGCAAGGCUGGCCACUCCUCUGCACCUCCGAUUGCGCAUCAUCAUUUGUGCACGAGCUCGGCUAUUUCAGAAGGGGCCGCUACAAAACCUGGGUCUCGCCCGCAUUCGCCGAGAUUUAUGCGAGCACAAAAGAAACGCCAGCCAGCCUCUGCCCUUUUUUCCUUUCCUCUCUCCUUCUCGUCCUGAUCCCCAGAGCGAGAGGGAGGGGGAUCUAGAGCCGUUUCUGGUUUAUCUCCUUUUUGGUGAUAGAGAGGAAGGACAUGGCGGUGAUCUCUAGAGCCUCUCUUCUUGUCAUGGCCAUCGUUGUCGUGCUCGCCACCGUGGCCAACGCUCAGCUGGCCCCUGCCCCGGCACCCACCAGUGAUGGAACCAGCGUGGACCAAGGGAUCGCGUAUGUGCUGAUGUUCGUGGCGCUUGCCCUCACAUACCUCAUCCACCCCCUAGACGCGUCCGCCGCCUACAGGCUCCUCUGAGCUCCCGCUUCUGUACUUGUAACUCGACGCCAUGAUGUAAUCAGCGGUGCAUGAUCAGUUAAUUCAUCCAGUUUGAUCAUUUCAGAAAAGAAGAUGGAAUUUGUCGAUUAGUUUGUUCCUUUUAGCUGUUCAGUUAAUCAGUUUGGAGAAUUGGGAAUGUCAAAAUUACCAAUUCGUUAAUUUUAGAGUCAGAUGUAAUACAGUUCUCGUCAGUACAUUACAUAGAUUCAUACUUGGCAUUAUUA
Lolium perenne is the source of this 748-nucleotide messenger RNA. RefSeq names its product arabinogalactan protein 16-like. NCBI's taxonomy places the organism in Eukaryota, Viridiplantae, Streptophyta, Magnoliopsida, Poales, Poaceae. The record is from RefSeq and is a predicted model, not a curated record.